Condylostylus longicornis is the source of this 1142-nucleotide messenger RNA. Its product is annotated as modifier of mdg4. The transcript is spliced from 4 exons. The record is from RefSeq and is a predicted model, not a curated record. NCBI's taxonomy places the organism in Eukaryota, Metazoa, Arthropoda, Insecta, Diptera, Dolichopodidae. The coding region runs from base 114 to 836 and encodes 240 amino acids.
GUAGGCUUGAGGAAUAAAAUUUGUGUAAAAAUUUCGGAAUUGUAGUUUUCCAUUUUUAUAAUUAAAUAUACUCGUAAUAUACAAUUAUAAUAUUCUUAAGUUUAAGGGUUAGGAUGCCAAAGUCAAUUGAUAAAUACAUUUACAUAAAAAACGAUUUGGAGUCCCCUGUAAGGAAGAGAAAAGCUAAAAAGAGGACAAUUAAAGACCAAAUACAAGAUGCGCUGAAAGGUGAAAGCUACCAAGUAGUUUUCAUAUCUUCAACUAAAGGUGCAAUGAAAUUAGCAUUUAAGGGGCAUCAUUACAAAUAUUCCUUCAAGAGAAAUAAUUUAUCAAUUUAUCAAUGUUCUUAUAUACAAAAUGACGAAAAUGGUAAACAAGCACAGUGCAAAGCUAAAGUCGUAGUACGCAAUGAACGAGCAUAUGAAAUUGACCAAGAGCAUUGUCACGUCGAUUUAGCAUUUGACAAAAGUACAACACCAACAACAUUAAUUAUGAAAUCGGCACCAAAAUCUGUUGCAGAGGCGUCUGAGAUAAAUUCCUCUCCUCAGACGAGAAAAGAGAAACGUUCAAUAUCUCCCAUAAGAAGAUUGACCGCAUCAAAAAAAGAUUCACCGUCAAUUCCACCAAAAUAUGCCUUCACUAAAGAGGAAAACUCUUUAGGUGCUAAUUUAAAUGUCUCUUUUGAGCAAACAACAUCAAGUAAAGCUGAUGAAAUGCAAAUUAUGAAUAUAAACCCAGACGAUGAAAAUGAUAAUGAAGAUGAUGAUUCCAUGAGUCCAGAAGAUUUUAGAAAAAAAAUUAAAGCGCGCUUAAGCCGCUUUCUUUUAAAAAAAUAACUUCCGGCCUUAGAAAUAAUUUUUUAUUAAAAUAAAUUACCAUUAAAUUUUUGUAGCUUAUUCUAAGUUGCCUUUCAUUUGUUUUUUCUCUAAAUGCAUACAUAGGUAUAAAUUUAAAAAAAAAAUCUGCAGUCCCCUAAAAAUAAUUAAAAAUUUUUUUAAAAAUGAUAAAUUAGAUAUUUUCUGUUUUAUUUCGGUAUUAAAUUACAUAUUUUAUAUUCAAAUAAAUUAUUAUAUAAAGAAUAAAUGAUUAAGAUGCCUUAUUUUAGAAAUUUAAAAUUUUUAAUGUUAAUUAUAUAUAUAUAC